Messenger RNA from Cydia pomonella (codling moth), 399 nucleotides. RefSeq lists its product as uncharacterized. The record is from RefSeq and is a predicted model, not a curated record. NCBI's taxonomy places the organism in Eukaryota, Metazoa, Arthropoda, Insecta, Lepidoptera, Tortricidae. The transcript is spliced from 2 exons. Bases 1 to 399 code for a protein of 132 amino acids.
AUGUUGGAGACGGAUGGCGAACUCUUAACGGGGCACGGCUGUUUCGGCUGGUACCUGUGUGAGAGGUUGGGAAGGGAGCCGACGACAGCGUGCCAUCAUUGCGAUGGAGGAGCCGUGGACACGGCGCAACACACGCGCGAAGAGUGCCCUGCGUGGGCGGAGCCUCGCGCUAUCCUGUCCUCGGCCAUAGGAGGAGACCUCUCGUUGCCGGCGCUAAUACGCCGCAUGCUCAGCAGUGAGGAAGCGUGGGCGGCAGUGGCCUCCUUUAGCGUCACCGUCCUGUCGCAAAAGGAGGCUGCAGAGAGAAUGCGCGAGGACGAUGCGAAUUCGCUCCCUCAGCGCCGUAGGAGGCCAGGUCGGCGUCUAAGGGCAUACGCAGCCCGAAUGAUACCGCCUUAA